CCAGCGUACCCGGGCGUACCUGGUCCGGUCCUGGUCCUGGACAGACGGGAAUUAAAAAGGGAGGGUCAGAGAUCCUGCUGCGAGCUGCUGCACGUGCCGCUGCAUCAUUGGUUUUACUUCCGGGUUUCCCGGGUCCCGACGAGCGAACCGGCAUCCCCCACCCCCCACCCCCAUACACACUGCCAGCACGCAUCCUUUGCCGCUCUUUCCGAACGGUGCACUUUCGUCCGUCCGUGAUCUACAAUCAACCUGCCACUCCAACCAGUCAGCGCACAUCAAACACUCUUCGCAAGUGUACCUGUGUGUGUGAGAGAGAGAGAGAAAGAGAGAGUGUGUGUGUGUGAGUGAGUGAAACUGAGAUCAAGUGUGGGAGUGCGUGUGUGUGUGUGUGUGUGUCGCGAAGAGUGAAACGGAACAGGACACGGAGAUCCUGACCUGCUGAACGGAACGAAAGCGCCAAGGGGGAGCGCCAACGGGGGAGCGCCAAGAAGGCUAAAGACGCAAUCGAUGGCGCGGUUUACGCUCCCACUGGCCACCGUCUUCCUGUGUCUGCUGGCGGUGCAGUGGCUGGUGGCGGAUGUCGACGCGUUCCGUUUGCGCGACACACCGGACGACGGGGCGGACCAUGACCUGGCCGGUGGUGGUGGUGGUGGUGGGCGCCGUUCUCGAGUGCCGAUCAGCAGUACGGUGGGUGGCCGUUGGAAGCCAGCAUUGCCAGCCAGCAGUACCGACGACGGUGAGGAGCUGGUGGUGGUGGUGCCAGCCCGUAAACCGUGGUCCGUAGUCCGUCGCCCAGGCUUUACCGACGACGAUGAUGAUGAUGAUGACGACGACGAUGAUGAUGAUGAUGACGACAACAACGACGACGAUAACGACGAUGAUGAAGAUGAGACCACGGAGCAGCGAGCUAUCAGGCGGGCCGCCGAACAGCGGUUCGGACGAGCGCGCUCGCGUGGCCUUCCUGCCACUGGACGGCACAGGACAUCGGCCACGGACACCAAGAACAGCGAUGCGGACGAUGAUGAUGAUGAUGAUGAUGAGGAGGAGGAGGAGCAAGAAGACGAGGAUGAGGAGCAGCAGCAGGAGGAGAAAAGUAUUUUUAACCUAUAUGGUUGGUUUGGCUCGAAUGUCCGCCAACAUCGGAGCGACGACAAUAAGGCAGCGGCAGCAACAGCAGCAGGAGCCGUCGCCGAUAACGAUGGAGACGAUGAUGAUGAUGAUGAUAACGAUGACGACGACGACGACGACGAUAACGAUGAGAAGGAAGAGAUAGUUCGAGCGGAUCGAAGAAAGAAAGGUGACAGGAAACUUGUACAGCUGGCACCGCCAAGGACCAAACGUUUGCCGAAACCGGUAGCCGGUAGCGAAACGGCGCCCGAAACCGAGCAACCGGACCCGGACCCGGCAACGCCCGGUCUGCUGGAGACGGUGGCCGAGUUUGUCCGGGUGGCCCGGGCCAAGACGGUCGACGGUUUCGAGGCGAGCGGCGUGCUUCGCUGGAUUGGCGGCCGGUUCGGUGGCGAAUCAGGCGAGGCGGCACCGCCGGUUGAGCCGCCGCGAUCGUGGUCCGAGCUGCUGAGCGGCUUGUUCGACGCGUCUGACUCGAGCGAGGAAGAGAUCCGCGUACGGCCGCAUUCCCACGCCGACGAUGGGGACGAUGAGAAUGAACCAAAUGGCCAACCGAAGCAGCAGCAGCAGCAGAAGAAGAAGAAGCAGAAGAAGGACUCGUUGCUAGUGGAGCUGCUGAACGAGAGCCCGCUGACGGCGCUGUUCAGUGCGGAGGAGCUACCGAUCGAGCAGCCGAUCGAGACGGGCGCCAAGAAGCAGAGGAGCCCGGGAACGACCACCACGACUAAGGUGCUGAAGGAGCGCAUUCCCAUCUCGGCGGAGGACUUCGAGCAGCUGCUGCUGCGCGUACCCUCGUUCGUGCCCGACUAUUCGCGCGUUGCCGCCGGUGGCGAGUGUCAGCGGCAGGGUAAGAUCUUCGAGCGGCAGCUCCGAGGGAAGCGCCUGUGGGCCCUGAAGAUGAUCGACGCUAGCGCGAAGCUGAGCGCCGGGAUGCUGCGCGGUAACGCGCACCAGCUCGGCGACUACGACCAGUGCACCGGCAUCUCGACCAAGGUGCGGGUACAGGAGGACGAACCGGUGCGCAUCCGGGGCAAGUACUGCCUGGCGCACAUCGACGUCGUGGCCGACGAUGACGAGCUGCAGCUCCCGGUGCAUCUGCUGCACGGCCGUGGCUUCAUCAAGAGCACCCUGAACGAUCCGGAUCACUUCCUGCCCCGCUUCACGACCAUCAACUGGGGCAUCUGUUUGCCGGCCGCCUGCUCCUUCGAGGAUGCGGGCAGCAUCGUAAAGGGCUUCGUCCGACCGUACAACUCGACCGGUGUCAAGGUGUUCCUGGAGCUGGAGGAGGGCAACUGCCAUGUGCGGCAGGCGCGCCACCGUACGCUACCGCUCAAGGACAACUGGCUGCUGAUUGCGGUAAUUGGCUUCUACACCUUCGUAGCGGUGGUAACGCUGGUGGCCACGCUCAACGACUACGAGAUCUUCAUCAAGAUUGAUCCACCGUCGGCGGUCGGUGACGGUACCGAACCCGAUCCGGCCCGGCAGCCCACGAACGCCCUGCACCAGACGCUGAUGGCGUUCUCGCUGAAGCAGACGCUCCACCAGCUGUGCACCGGGCAACCACCGGAUGCACCGGAGGAGCACCACUAUCCCCGGUUUCGGUGUUUGUAUGGACUGAAGGGUGUCGCCAGUCUGGCGCUGUUCACUGCGCUCCGGCUCGUACCGCUCGGCUUCCAGCCCUUCACCAACCGGAACGAGUUCACCGAGACACUGAACGCACCGUGGAGCGUAUCCGUGCGGCUGCUGCUGCUGUACGCGGAUGUGUUCCUCGUGGUCAGCGGGUUCCUUACCGCUUACCACAUGCUGCGCGAGUACCGUGCCCGUAGCCGCGUCGCCUGGUUCAAGCGCAUACUCGGUCGGUACCUCAGACUCUGCUUCCCGUUGCUGCCGGUCGUCGGUUUCUACGCGCUGAUCUGGGAACACCUGGGCAGUGGUCCCCAGUGGGGUGAUGUCGUGGUGAAGAACGCGAACCUCUGCAAGCACCGCUACCUGAGCAACCUGCUCUUCGUGCAGAACUGGUAUCCGAUCGAGGAAACGUGCGCACCCCACACGUUCCAGCUAGCGAUCGAGAUGCAACUAAGCGUGCUAGCCCCAUUCUUGAUGAUCGUGCUGGUCCGCAGUCCCUUCUACGGCACCGCCGCCUACGUCCUGUUGCACUGCCUGUCGACGGCGAUCCGCUUCUCAGCCACGGCCGAGGACCGCCUGGCCCCGUAUGUCUACCAUGGUGUGCGACUGACGCAGCUCUACCGCACGCUCAACCUCUCGACGACCGAAACGCUGCACCGCAUCACACCGUACCUGGCCGGUUUCGGGCUGGGCUAUCUGGUGCAGGAGACGGACCGAUCCCGGCCGGAGCGCGGUAUUCGCUGGGCGGGCUGGCUCGGUGCCGGUGUCGCCCUGCUCUGGUGCCUGCUGACGCCGCUCGACAUCGUGCGCAGCGACUUCCAGUACGAGCCGGGCAGUGCGGCCCAGUACGCGGCUCUCGCACCGCUCGCCUGGUCACUCGGCCUCUGCUGGCUCAUCUACUACUGCAUCAGCGAGGAGGCCAGCCUGGCGAACCGUCUGCUCAGCUCCCGCCCGCUCAUCCUGCUCGGCCAGCUGUCCUACUCGCUGCUGCUGGUGCAAUUCCUCGUCUUCUUCUACUUCGUCGGUUCGACGCGGGGCAGCGAAUCGUUCAGUCUGGCCACGUACUUCAACCGGACCGAGGUGUGCCUGCUGUUCGGUGGUGCCCUAGCGCUAACGCUCCUCUUCGAUCUGCCGAUACAAAACGUGAAGCGAUUGUUGGACAGUACCGGUGUGCUCGAUGCGCUCGAAACGGCUGGGAAGGAGGAGGCAGCGUCCGGGGAAUGCCCAACCAGUGACCAGACGGUCACCAGCGCCGACAGUGCCCCACAGCACGCCGAAUCGAACGCACCGGAGAGCAGCAGCGAUUUCCAGGUGAACAGCAGCACACCUGUGGACGAAGCUGAAGACUUUUGGGCUAGCAGCGGUCUUGAUGAGCGUUCAGCAACUGCUACAGAAUCGCCAGGAGCGCCUGCAUCCGUUGCACCCUCCGUGGUCUCCACAGAAGCGAAGGGCAACGAUGGUCCGGUGGAGCCAGAGCCAGCCGACGAAGAAGAAAUCGACGAAGAGGAACAAGAGGAACAGCAACAGGAAGUAGAUGGGGUAGGGGAACAGGAAGAGGAAGUGGAAGAGGAGGAAGAAGAGGAAGAGGAGAACGAGAUAGAAGAGGAGGAGGAGGUCAAGCGAAGGCCGGCAUUCAAUGGGCGCGAAUGGUCACGCACCUGGGACCUGCUGGACGAUUGAGUCCUCUCCAUGCACCGGGGUAUCAUGAGCCAUCCCUCGCCAGCGUAACUUGACGGAAUAAAAACAAACGGUAAAAAUAUAGGAUAAAAUAAAAGGGUGGU
Anopheles darlingi is the source of this 4535-nucleotide messenger RNA. RefSeq lists its product as uncharacterized. The transcript has 5 exons. NCBI's taxonomy places the organism in Eukaryota, Metazoa, Arthropoda, Insecta, Diptera, Culicidae. Gene Ontology annotation, molecular function: acyltransferase activity, transferring groups other than amino-acyl groups. The coding region runs from base 508 to 4434 and encodes 1308 amino acids. The record is from RefSeq and is a predicted model, not a curated record.